AUGCAGCAGCGCUGCAUCGAGCUUACGACCACCACGCGCGUGGGUCACCUGCUGGACCCCAGAUCUGGCCCAGCCAGCACCCUCCACACCGACCUGGGCUUGGCCCAUGUCGAAACCCUAGCCUUCGUCCCUCCGCGCGCCGGACGGAACCGCGCCGCCGGCCGCAGCGAAUCCCGCUGCGCCACGUGGCCGCCGCCGCCCGUACCGCGCCGGUCCGCCGGGGCCCGCCCGCGGCCCUCCCGGCCCGUCGCCGCGCCCCCGCACGCGUCUGCCCCGCCGCCGCGCCGCAUCGCCUCCACCUCCGCGCCGCCUCGCCUUCCCCGCCGCCCUGCUCGCCGCCGGCCGUCGCGCCACCGCCGAAGCCUCGCGCCGCCACCGCACCUCGCCGACGCCGCCGCACUCGCCGCCGCGGACGCCGCCCGCACGCCCGGCGUCCUCCCCUCCGGCGUCUUCUCCUCCUCCCGUCGCCGGGCGCCUCUUCCCCGAGCUCCAGCGCCGCCGCCGUCGAGGAGCCCGGCCAGAUCUGGAUCGAGGUAG
This is a messenger RNA of Aegilops tauschii subsp. strangulata, 537 nucleotides long. The record is from RefSeq and is a predicted model, not a curated record. NCBI's taxonomy places the organism in Eukaryota, Viridiplantae, Streptophyta, Magnoliopsida, Poales, Poaceae.